Molecule: messenger RNA, 2064 nt
Organism: Acanthochromis polyacanthus (spiny chromis)
Lineage: Eukaryota; Metazoa; Chordata; Actinopteri; Pomacentridae
Gene: fmoda
Product: fibromodulin a
Exons: 6
Coding region: 34-1221 (395 amino acids)
Molecular function (GO): protein binding
Source: RefSeq, a predicted model, not a curated record
GUGUGUGAACCUGUGUCUGCCUGAUGCGACAAGAUGAUAGAGUCAUAUUUUUGUUUGACUUUUUUUCCCUUCUGCAAUUUGGAUUAUUUGAUUAUUUUGCCACAAUUUCCAAGAACCAUUCAGAGAAGUGCCACUCAGAUAACACUGAAGAUCUGUGUGACUAUGGCCAUGCGUCUGCUGCUCGUCUUCCUCCUGUCCGCUCUGCUCCCUUUCUCUCUCUCCCAAGGACGGGACCCUUUAGCCUGGCUGUACACCCGCCAAAGCCCAGGAUACUAUUAUGGCUCGAUUCAGGCUCUUAGAGCAGGAGGAGGAGACUGUCCUGAAGAAUGCGACUGCCCCCCUACUUUCCCCGUUGCCAUGUACUGUGAUGGGCGGGGUCUGACAGCCAUGCCAACCAUUCCCUCCCGCAUCAAGUACUUGUACCUCCAAAACAAUGCCAUCACAGCUGUGCCUGACUCAGCUAUGGUCAAUGCAACCAAUUUGGUGUGGCUCAUGAUGCAUCACAACCAGCUGAGAUCUGAUGCCAUUGGCUCAGAGGUAUUUCUGAAGUUAGAAGGACUGGAGCGUUUAUAUCUGCAACACAACAAUUUGACCAGCAUUCCUCCAAACCUUCCUCGCUCCCUGCGAGACCUCAGGAUCAACCAUAACCACAUUGAAAAGGUAACGCCUGCAGACCUGGAGGGAAUGGAUAACCUCACUAUCCUGUAUCUCCACGAUAAUGCUGUCUCAGACAUGGGUGCAUCACUGAAAGCGCUGAAGUCCCUCACACUGCUCGACAUCAGCGGCAACAAGUUGACAAAGGUCCCAGAUGCUCUUCCUGAACAUCUGCACCAGCUCUACCUGGAGUCCAAUUCCAUCGACUCUCUACCUGAAGGCUUCCUAGGUGGCUUCACUCAGCUGCAGUAUGUCAGGAUGGCUCGUAACCAGCUCACAGAUAAGGGCAUUCCAGCGAACACUUUUAAUGUGACGGGGCUGGUGGAACUGGACCUGAGCUUCAACAAACUGGAGAGAAUCCCCAUUGUCAGCACCACACUGCAGCAUCUUUAUCUGCAGGCCAAUCAGAUCAAAGAGUUCACUCUGGGUAGUUUUUGUUCUAUUGUGGAUGUGACAAACUUUUCCAAACUGCAAUCUCUGCGGCUGGACGGGAACGAGAUCAACCGUCAGGACAUCCCCUCAGACUCGGCCCUCUGCCUGCGCCAGGCCUCCAGCAUCGAGGUCUAACGGUGGCACCUUCAAACACAACUUAGUUUACAACGUGUACCUGCGGCGUGACAUAUUUUUAUGACUUGUGCCGAAAAGGAAUCACAUCAGAGGCCGUAAUGCUAUUACUUGAGGUUGGCUGCAGGUGGCAGCAGUUCUUAUUGUAACACCCACUAAUAACACAACAAUGAGAGAUGAGAGCUUCAGACGUGAAGAAGCUUUUAAAGGCAUUUCAGCUUCACAAAUAAGCUCUCAAAUUAGAUUACUCUGUUUGAUUCAUCUGACUAAAUUCAAAUCAAGGAGCCUUUAUCCACAAAAACAGUGCAAAAGCCCAGCAAGAUAUAUGAGCCACACGUUCUUGGACCCUGAUCCCACCUAUAUUUUGCUGUGAGGAUCAAUGAUCUUUAUAAUUAGGUUUUCUUCUCUUUUUCUCUCUCCCUGCUUUUCAUUGUCUUGUCUGAUAAUAAACAUUUUGUAUUAUAUGUAAUGUGAAUUGUAUGAUUUCAACGUCAUUAGCUGUCAUAAAAUAUUAUAAGACUUUAUUGUCUACUGCAUGAAAAUAUGUUUACUGCAGCUGAAUACAUUAUUUUGUCUCUGUGAUAACAAAUGCUGUGACUUCUUGAUCCUCUUUUUGCACAGUGAAAUCCACUUUCCUUAGAGACGUAGAAAACAUCUAUGUUCCACAUGAAGAAGUAUCUCCAUACUGUACUGUAGUGAGUUAGUCAAGACAGAGGAGAGGACGUAUAAAUUAUGAUUCUUGAGUUGCUGUACGCGUUGCAUGGAUUGAUUGUUAUUCUGAUGAAGGGUUUUUGUUUUGGAGCCCAUUGCAGAAUAAAUAAAAGUUGGGAUUUUUAAAUAAAAAGA